AGUUCUUUUUUUAUUGGGUCAGUAAAAUUAAUCUUUACUCUCUUUCUCUACCCUGAAGAUAUGGAGAUCUUUUUUUGAUUUGCUAUCUUACAGUUCGUCACAAAUAUCACUAUAUAGAGGUAGAGAUACAUACAUAUAUAUAUAUAUAUAUAUCAGCAUAAUUUUUGUUAUCGUGUUUAAUUGAUUCUACAAUGAGUGAUGAUUUAGAAAAUCCGUAUCAAUCAAUCAAAAAAGACGAUGAGAAAUUGCCUGUGCGGGAAACUCCAGUUUCCGGUGACCGGAAGCUGACGAUAAAGUUGAAGAUUCGGAAUGUGGAAAAGGCGGUUGAAGAAGAUCCGAUUAGACCUCAAGGGAAGAACUCUCAGAGUAAGGUCUGCACUGUGUGCAAAAAAGAGUUUAGCUCUGGUAAAGCUCUCGGAGGUCACGUUAAAGUUCACUUUCAGGAUCACAACAAAGAACAACUUCUCAAGCAGCUCAAAAUCCAUAAUAAAAAACCCAAUAAGUUGAAGAAACAAAAUCUACAAUGGGCCAUCGAUUCUUCCAGGAAAAGAGAUUCUAAUGAAGUCACCAAUGAGAGCUCGGAGGGAAAUGGAAACCCAACUGUUUGUUUGAUUUGCAGAAAGAAAUUUUCGUCGUCGAAGGCCUUGUUUGGGCACAUGAGGUGCCAUCCUGAGAAGGAACGGAGGGGAAUUGAGUCGCCUAUGGCGGGUAAGAACAGUCCAUCUUCCUCUGUAUCUGAAUCCGUGCCUCGGAAAUUUGAUGAUCACAUUGAUUCAGAUGGUGCAACUGUGGACAACCCAGUGAUUGAUUUGAUGGAGUCAUUACCAAUGUGGCCGGUGACAGGCAGGCGAACUCCGAGAGUCGUGGCCGACACAUGGGAUAAUUCGAGCUCAGAGGAGGUGGAGGUGGAGGUGGAGAAGAAGCGAUUCUGUGACGCGGUGGAUGAACUCCUUAGGCUAGCUCAUGAUAAUUCUUUUGACUCUGACCUCGUCCAUAAUGAUAAAAUUGAGGAAUAUGAGGUUGCAAACUGCAAUGCUCUGACAAAUGAGGCUGAAAUUGAGGACAAGAACUGGGUUUCUGAAUCGAAUAAACGAAGAAUUGAGGCGUCGCCUGUUGGAAACAGAAGGGAUUAUCCUGUGAAGAAGCUGAGAAUUGAAGAAAGAGGGUUCAAUAGUAAUGGUGGACACAUUGGUGUGGCACCUAAAUAUAUGGAUAAAGGCAAAGGAAAGGCUAUGUUGGAGACUCAGAAUUGUGAAUGGGUUGAUGCAAAAGAUUGGAACAGAGAAGUUGAAGAUUACAUGAAUUGUACAGAUGAUGAGUCUGAUAUCAAAGACACUGAAGACUUUUGCGAAGGACAGCUCAUGAAUUACAAAUGUGAGAGAACUAGUCCUAGGUCAGUGAUGAUUAGUAGCAAGAAGAUCAAGAGUAAUAAGCCAAUUGUGAUAAGGAGUACUCCCAAUAAGUACCAAUGCAGCAAUUGUGAUAGGGUCUAUUCUACCAAACAAGCAUUAGGUGGUCACAUGUCCUACCACAAGAGAGACAAGAACUUUUCAUCUGCAGCUGCUGAGGAUAAACACCAUCACAAUCCCGCCUCACGAGUGGACGGAGAGCUUGUGGAGAACACACACCAAUGUGAGAUUUGUAACAGAUCUUUCCUUACAGGUCAGGCUCUUGGGGGUCACAAGAGGUACUGUCGAUUGAGCAGUAGUCCGGUUGAAGCUCCAUCGAGCCUAGCAGCUUCGUCAGGGGAAGGCGGUCAGACAGUUCGUAAAAUUUUAGGGUUUGAUCUCAAUGAGCUUCCUCCCAUGGAGGAUGAAGAAUGGUGAUGAUUAUGAGCUAGUUGAAUAUUUCAGUUUUUUGCAGCUUCUAAAGGAACUGAGCUACUGAGAGGUAAGUUCCUCUAAUUUUAACUUGUGAUGCUUCAGCUGUUGAGUUUAGUAGUGGAAAGGCAGUGGCUUAGAUAGGAUUGAGGAACCAAACUUGGUUCCUUCUUGUUUUCUCUAACAGGCCGGCUUGCUGUGAAAGAGAGAUUCAAAAGGUUUUGGUUUCUUCUUUGGUAGGAUGAAAAUGCAAAGAAACUUCACAUAGGCUUUUAAUUUCCAAUUAGAAAAAUGAUAUUUGAAUCGAUCAUUCUGGCGCGCCUAAGCCGAAGACUUAUUUGCUGUUAGAUAUGUUUCAAGUGGGAUAAUUCCCACUUGUAACAUAUCUAAGUGCAUAAAAAGUUUUUGGCUGAUGUUUUAGGCUUGAAUUAUCGGUUAUAGUAGCAUUGUUCUUCCAACUAUGGUCUUCUGGGAUUUACUUUUGUGUUGAUUUCUUUGUUCAACAAUAUUAGAUGAAUCCAAGGCUUUCUUCUCUGCAUAUGGAAUAUACUUCAGUUUG
This is a messenger RNA of Cornus florida, 2379 nucleotides long. RefSeq lists its product as uncharacterized. Gene Ontology annotation, molecular function: DNA-binding transcription factor activity. The transcript has a single exon. Bases 192 to 1826 code for a protein of 544 amino acids. Lineage: Eukaryota; Viridiplantae; Streptophyta; Magnoliopsida; Cornales; Cornaceae. The record is from RefSeq and is a predicted model, not a curated record.